AUGCCCCAGCAGACCAAGCUUCCCUUGAUCAAGGCAGAAAUUGCAGUCCUCCAGGCCCACCUAGAGGACUGGAGGUCUGUCAAAGGUAAAGAUCGGCACCAGGUUUUGAAGGCUGUACACAAGGAAGCUUGCCUUCAAGCUCCCACUCGGGACAAAGCCUUAUUGAAAGCUCGAAAAAAGACUUACAAGGAGUGGUUGUACAACCAAUGUUGUAGGAAAGCCCCCAAGCCUCUCAUCAAAUAUGGCAAGAAAUGGACAGCUCACCGUGUGUUAAUUGAGCAGAACAAGGCUCGUAUUCAGGAGGAGACUGGAGAGAUGCCUGGGAGUGAGGCUAUGAUUGUCAAGUGGCCAGAGGCCACCAAGACUGUCCUCGCCGGUCUUUCAGCUGAAGAGAAGGAAGAGGCAAAUGUUCUUGCAGAUAAGUGGAACAAUAAAGCUGCUCUGGCUGAAGUCCAGGCCAAUGUUGCUGAAACAAAAGGUGCUGAUAUCAUACAGCAUUUCACCACUGAAAUAUUCAAACAGGCCGGGAUGAGGGUCUUUGUGAUGUCGGCAUGGUGGGACAGCAGAGGCAAAUUGAUACAUGACCACAAUGAUCAAUUUGGGGGAGCGGAAAGCUUCAUAAAGACAAGGAAUUGGGAUGAGAUAUUCAUGCUGGAAUGGAGGCAAUAUGCUGCAGAACAAUUCGAUGUCCAGGAUGAUGAUGUUCCACAGCUCCUUGACCUAGAGGAAGAUGAUGAUGGGUUGCCUAUGCUCCCAGAUACCAUGGGUUUGAAACGAGGCGAACAGCAGCAUAUCAUUCGGUUGUUCUUGACCAGGCACUACAGGAUGUGCAUGGGAACCAACAAAGUCAAGGCGGCGCUGCCUUGGGGUGAAUUGAUUAAGAAUCAAUCAAAUUUCUUCAAUGGCACUUACUGGCCAGCGGACUUACAGGUGGUGGAACCAUCUAAGAUAGACAAAUCUAGUGCUACUGCUCUGUUGGAUUUCUGGUAUGAUUGGCAGAAAAAGAAGCUCCGUCCCACCUUCUGUUUCAAAGCUUGGAGAGACACUGAUGGUAAUAUGGAGCUGGUGGCGAAGUCUUAUCAAAAAGUCAUCCGCCAGGUGAGCCGCCGCCACAACAAGGCCAAUGAUGUCCCCAGUGAGGAAAGCUUGGAUGAAAGGGAGGACCAUCAGUCAGUCUUUAAUAAUGGAGAGGAAGCAUCAAUGUCCAACAAUGCCAGGGAACAAACACCGCCGGGAUCGAUAAUACAUUCCUCCACCAACUCAGCAGGGGCAAGGCAUACAAAGGCCCUUGUUACUGUGGAUAAGCUGCCUGCUUUAAGGGCUGCAAAGGCCACAAAGGCCGGAAAGGAAUGUCUAUCAUUUGUGCCUACCACACGUUCAGGAAAGCGGCACGCCGCCACGCCGAUCAGUGACACACCGGCCGAGAGAACCCAGAGCAAGGUGGCUAUAGUUGAAGCUCCAAAGCCAAGAAGGGGCAGGAAAUGA
Molecule: messenger RNA, 1485 nt
Organism: Suillus plorans
Lineage: Eukaryota; Fungi; Basidiomycota; Agaricomycetes; Boletales; Suillaceae
Exons: 7
Coding region: 1-1485 (494 amino acids)
Source: RefSeq, a predicted model, not a curated record